GCACUUUUAUACAAACACAAUAUGUUGGGCAGUUUGCAGCUCCAGGAGCUCGAUAAACAAACGCCUUGUCGUGCCAACCAAUUGCUACUACUCAACACCUUUAUAGCUUCCGAAAAUAUUGACUUGUUUCCUCUGAAUUUGUUGCUAAUUGGAAAGGAAUCUGGGAAAACAACACUCCUCUCCAGUUUUCUCAAAUAUUACAAUAAUAACCUUGGAAGAAAUACUGAAAAUUUGAUAUAUACUUGGAUAAAUUGUCUCAACCACAUCUCUUUAAAAAAUUUCUUCAAUAAAACGAUAAAGAAAAUUAUUAAUACGAUAGUUGAAAACAACUUGAAUGAACAAAAAAUUUCAGAUUUUGAUUUUGAUUUCAGUAAUCUAAAUUGUGAUUCAGCAAACCAGUUUAUUAUAAUAUUAGAAAAAAUUUGUGAAAUUUACAAAAAUUCCAACAAAAGAAUUAAAAAUGCAAAAAAUAUUAACAAGCCUCAUAUAAUUAUCUUUGAAAAUAUAACAGAAUUUAUUAAAUUGAUGAGCAGUAAUGAUAGUAAUGACUCAUCAAAAAAUUUACUAUUAAUCUUAACUAAAAUUUUUGAUAUUUCCAAAAUAAUAUCUUCAAGAUUCCAGUUUAUUUUCCUUAUAACCUCUUUUAACUUAAAAAUCAAUAAUAAUUUAUUAAACGAUAUUAUUGUAAAUUCAAAUGUUUCAAUAUAUUUCAAGAAUUAUAAUAAAGUUGAAAUUUUUCAGAUAUUAACAAAUUCAAAGACCGGUGAUAAAUUGGUCAGUGAUUUUGUUCAGAACAAAAAUGACAACAAUCAAAAUGUGGUGGUUGAUAAACUAUUCUGGGAAAAUUUUAUCAAGAUUAUAUUGGAAAGUUUCCAUUCAUUUACUGGAUCAAGAAUAUCAUUAAUAAUUUCAAUUAUUAAGAAAAUAUGGCCAGUUUUUAUCAAAGGAUAUAAAAUUGAGGAAAAAUUCAAUAAAAAGAACUUUAUUCAAAAUUUUAUUCAAAAAAGAAGCAUAUUCAAUGAUAAUUAUAUGAUUGCACCACCAUUAGUUUCUUCUUAUAACAAGAUGAAUAAGCAAAACUUAGAACACAAAAUUCAAAAUGGAAAUGAAAAUGAAAACAAAAAUAUUGAUAUUGAUAUUGACACUUAUAAUAAUGAUACUAAUAAUACUGUAAAUCAUGAUAAAGACAAAAACUUUCUUGAACUAUCAACAUUCGGCAAGUUUAUAUUGUGUGCGUCAUAUAUUGCUUCAUUUAAUCCAGAAAAAUAUGAUUUAUUAAUCUUCUCAAAAUUUAAAGAUUUAACCAAAAGAAAAAUUUAUAAAAGAAGAAAAAAAAAUGAUGUGAGUGAUAAAGAUCAAUUAUUGAAACUAUUAAAUCCAAGCAAUUUUCCGCUAGAAAGAAUGCUCUCCAUUCUUAAUUCAAUAUACUUUGGAAAUUUUGAUUUUAAAACCCAAUCAAUUGGAUACAUCACUACCCAGGAAAUCAAUCAAGUAGCAAAUAUAGACUUUUAUUCCAAUUUUCUUAAUUUAAUAUCAUUAAAUUUAAUUGUGGUGCUUAACGGUAAUAUCAAUGAUUUGGAUACUUCAAAAUUGAAAUUCAGAAGCAAUAUUGAUCAUGAAUUGGCCAAGGAAAUAUCUAAUGAUAUUGGGUUUAAAAUUGAAGACUUUUUAGUCGAUUUUUAG
Ascoidea rubescens DSM 1968 is the source of this 1683-nucleotide messenger RNA. RefSeq names its product origin recognition complex subunit 5 (gene ORC5). Gene Ontology annotation, biological process: DNA replication initiation; DNA replication. Bases 22 to 1683 code for a protein of 553 amino acids. The transcript has a single exon. Gene Ontology annotation, molecular function: DNA replication origin binding. Gene Ontology annotation, cellular component: nuclear origin of replication recognition complex; nucleus. Lineage: Eukaryota; Fungi; Ascomycota; Saccharomycetes; Ascoideales; Ascoideaceae. The record is from RefSeq and is a predicted model, not a curated record.